ACUAAUAAGUACUUUUCUGUGUAAGAUCGGAAUUAUUGGUGGAACUGGCCUGGAUGAUCCGGAUAUCUUAGAAGGAAGAACAGAAAAAUAUGUUGAUACUCCUUACGGCAAGCCAUCAGAUGCUUUGAUAUUGGGAAAGAUAAAAAAUGUGGACUGUGUGCUGUUGGCAAGACAUGGAAGACAUCAUACCAUUAUGCCAUCAAACGUCAAUUACCGUGCCAAUAUCUGGGCAUUAAAAGAAGAAAAUUGUUCGCACGUAUUAGUGACUACUGCCUGUGGUUCAUUGCGGGAGGAAAUACAACCUGGUGAUCUUGUCAUAAUUGACCAGUUCAUUGACAGGACAACUAAAAGACAUUGUACUUUAUACGAUGGGCAGCAUUCCACUCUUUCAGGAGUAUGUCAUAUUCCAAUGGCAGAGCCAUUCUGCACCAAAACCAGAGAGGUUCUUAUUGAGACUGCCAAGAAGAUUGGGCUCCAGUGUCAUUCCAAGGGGACAAUGAUCACAAUAGAGGGCCCGCGUUUCAGUUCUCGAGCAGAAAGCUUGAUGUUUCGCGGUUGGGGAGCUGAUGUUAUCAACAUGACCACAGUGCCUGAAGUGAUUCUUGCAAAAGAAGCUGGAAUGAGUUAUGCUAGUAUUGCCAUGGCAACAGAUUACGACUGCUGGAAGGAACAUGAAGAAGCAGUUUCAGUGGACAAAGUUUUAAAGACGCUGAAAGGGAAUGCAAAUAAGGCUACUAGCAUACUCCUUACUGCUAUACCUCAGAUAGGUUCCAUGGAAUGGACUGACACCAUGCACACCCUGAAAACAACAGUGCAGUGUUCGGUCGUCCUGCCAAAGCAGUAACAACCUGGAAGGACCUUGAAGUUUG
Phaethon lepturus (White-tailed tropicbird) is the source of this 869-nucleotide messenger RNA. It is a transcript of the gene MTAP, whose product is annotated as methylthioadenosine phosphorylase. NCBI's taxonomy places the organism in Eukaryota, Metazoa, Chordata, Aves, Phaethontiformes, Phaethontidae. The record is from RefSeq and is a predicted model, not a curated record. The annotation marks the transcript as partial. Gene Ontology annotation, biological process: nucleoside metabolic process. Gene Ontology annotation, cellular component: cytosol. Gene Ontology annotation, molecular function: S-methyl-5-thioadenosine phosphorylase activity. The transcript has 7 exons.